Molecule: messenger RNA, 2290 nt
Organism: Brassica rapa (field mustard)
Lineage: Eukaryota; Viridiplantae; Streptophyta; Magnoliopsida; Brassicales; Brassicaceae
Product: hexokinase-3
Biological process (GO): intracellular glucose homeostasis; carbohydrate metabolic process
Cellular component (GO): cytosol; mitochondrion
Molecular function (GO): D-glucose binding; hexokinase activity; ATP binding
Source: RefSeq, a predicted model, not a curated record
AAUAAAAUUUAAAUUUAUAGUUAGAACUAAUUUAUAAUUAAUUUUUUAUUGAUUAUUAUGUCAUAUUUUAUCAUAUAACUAAUAAAAUAGAACUACUAUGACUUUUGUAAUUUGUAUAGUGGAUAAAAAAAGUGACUCUAAUUUAAUAUAUUAGAUUUUGCAGAAAAAAAAAAUGGAAAACAAAAAAAAAAAAAAAAAAUCGAAACCGUCGACAUCCAAAAAGACGAGAGGGUAUAGUGUAAUUACGCGAAUUAUAUAAAUAUAUAUAUAUUGAUCACUUCGCUUUCCAGCCCCUUCUCUCUCUGUCUCUCUCCGUAUUUGUCGACAGUAUCACCGCCGGCAAGAAACUCGAGUUUGAAUCGGUUUGGAGCAUCGCCGGAGAUUUCUAUCGUAAUCAAGGCGGUCGAGAGAGAGAAGAAGAGGAAGAAGAUAUAAAAAAGAAGUAGUUGAUGAGGGUGAAACGGAGUCGUUUUGGUUCUUCUGACCGGCGGUACUCACUCGUCAACUCUUUAUUGGAGUAGGUGCCUAGUACCGUCGAGAGGAGAGAAGAAGCAAGUGUUGUGAUGGGGAAGGUUGCGGUUGCGUUUGCGGCGGCUGCGGUUUUAGUGUCUUGCUCCGUGGCGGCGGUGAUGGUGGGGAGGAGGAUUAAGAGUCGGGCGAAAUGGAGGGCCGUGGUGGAGAUUUUGAAGGAGAUGGAGGAAGCUUCUGAUACUCCGGUGGGGAGGCUGAGGCAAGUGGUGGAUGCCAUGGCCGUGGAGAUGCACGCUGGCUUGGCUUCUGAAGGUGGCUCCAAGCUUAAAAUGCUUCUCACUUUCGUCCAUCAUUUGCCUAAUGGGACGGAGAAAGGAACUUAUUAUGCACUUCACCUUGGAGGCACUUACUUUAGGAUUUUGAGGGUUCAUCUGGGUGGUGAAAGGUCUUAUCUAGAUGUUCAAGACGUUGAACGACACCCCAUACCUUCACAUUUGAUGAAUAGCACCAGCGAGGUUCUUUUCAACUUUCUCGCCUUUUCCAUGGAAAGGUUUAUCGAAAAAGAAGGAAAGGAAUCUAAUUCACAAGGUGUGAAAAGGGAACUUGCGUUUACGUUUUCGUUCCCUGUCAAGCAUUCUUCUAUAUCUUCAGGAGUUCUAAUCAAAUGGACCAAAGGUUUUGAGAUUAGUGAAAUGGUUGGGAAAGAUGUAGCUGAAUGUCUACAAGGAGCGCUGAACAGAAGAGGCCUAGAUAUCCAUGUUGCAGCUCUUGUGAAUGAUACUGUCGGAGCCCUGUCACUUGGAUAUUAUCAUGAUCCAGAUACAGUUGUUGCGGUUGUAUUUGGAACAGGUAGUAAUGCAUGUUACUUGGAACGAACUGAUGCCAUAAUCAAGUCUCAGGGUCUGCUUACCACUUCUGGAAGCAUGGUAGUCAAUAUGGAGUGGGGUAAUUUUUGGUCCUCACACCUCCCAAGAACAUCGUAUGACAUUGACUUGGAUGCAGAGAGUUCAAAUCCAAAUGAUAUGGGAUUUGAGAAGAUUAUAGCAGGAUUGUAUCUGGGUGACAUUGUUCGAAGAGUAAUCCUUCGCAUGUCGCAAGUCUCCGACAUCUUUGGACCCACCUCGCCCAUGUUAUCUGAGCCUUACGUUCUAAGAACAAAUUCAGUCUCAGCCAUGCAUGAAGAUGACACACCUGAGCUGCAAGAAGUAGCUAGGAUCUUGAAAGACUUGGGGGUAUCAGAAGUACCAUUGAAGGUGAGAAAACUCGUGGUCAAGAUAUGCGACGUGGUGACACGAAGAGCAGGGAGGCUAGCAGCAGCGGGUAUUGCAGGAAUCUUGAAGAAGAUUGGCCGUGAUGGUAGCGGAGGAAUCACGAGCGGGAGAAGCAGAAGCGAAAUGCGGAUGCAGAAAAGAACAGUUGUUGCAGUAGAAGGAGGAUUGUACAUGAAUUACACCAUGUUUAGAGAAUACAUGGAAGAGGCUUUGGUGGAGAUUUUAGGAGAAGAAGUGAGCCAAUACGUGGUCGUUAAAGCCAUGGAAGAUGGUUCUAGCAUUGGCUCUGCUCUUCUCGUUGCCUCUUUACAGUCAUGAAUCAUCAUCAUCAUCGUUGUUUAUAUAAUUGGUUAUGUGCGUCUAUGUAAGUUUGUGUGUAUAUAUUUAUUCAAUAUUUGUUUGUUAAUUAUUAUUGUUAUAUAGAAGCAUAUGCACAAGUUUAUGUGUAAAUGUUUAGGAAGGUUUUUAUGUAUUCUUUGUUUCUUUAAGAAAAGGAUAAUGUAAAGGUGAUGAUGAUAAAUGGAAUUUUCAUUUCUAUUGUUUUCGCU